AUGGCUUCCACAGCUCCUCCGAUCCUCCCAAUCACCAAUUCCCAAACCGUCCCAUCCGCCGCACCUUCCUCCGUCGAAUCUCAAGCACCGAUCGCAACUCCUGCGUUUCGCCUUUUCAUCAAUCAGAUCUCCGAAACCGUCAAAAACGGUCUCUCUCAACGUCGUCCUUGGGCUGAGCUCGCGGAUCGAUCUGCAUUAUCCAAACCUGAAUCGAUCUCCGACGCAGCCGUACGGAUCCGUAAGAAUUACUCGUAUUUCAAGGUCAAUUACCUCACCGUAGCGACUGCGAUCGUCGGAUUCUCGCUCGUGACUCAUCCUUUCUCUCUCGUUUUCCUCCUCUGUUUGCUCGCGUCUUGGCUUUUCCUCUACCUGUUUCGUCCUUCGGAUCAGCCGAUUGUUGUCUUUGGUCGUACGUUCUCAGAUCGUGAGACGCUUGGGUGCUUGAUUUUGUUCAGUAUCUUUGUGAUUUUUCUCACUGAUGUUGGAUCUGUUCUUGUUUCGGCUUUGAUGGUUGGUGUUGCGUUGAUCUGUGCUCAUGGUGCGUUUAGGGCUCCGGAAGAUCUAUUCCUUGAUGAGCAAGAGCCUGCAGCUACCGGAUUCCUCUCUUUCCUCGGCGGCGCAGCCUCAUCCGCCGCGCCUGCCGUCGUUGCAGCUCGCGGGUAA
Arabis nemorensis is the source of this 663-nucleotide messenger RNA. The record is from the annotation of a GenBank genome assembly. Lineage: Eukaryota; Viridiplantae; Streptophyta; Magnoliopsida; Brassicales; Brassicaceae.